AUGACGACCACCGUGCUCAAACACUCUAUUCGCCAUCUCGCCGCUAUAGCCCAAGACGCCAUCAACGAAUGCAAAUCGUCCUGGGGUCCAAUUCGCCCUUUUCCAACUCUCGACGCGACCGCUUGGAAACUGUUCUCCGAUAUCAAGGCACUCAUGACAUUCAAGGACCGCGGCCUUUCAAUUACGGACAAACUACUGGGGGAGUUGCUGAACGCAAUUGAGCCAUGUUUUGCUGAGCGGGAGGCUUUGGAAAAGGCUCUUCUUUCCUCAGUCACAAUCAAGAAUAUACUUGUACAUGCUGGCAACGACCCUGACAGUCUCCAUCCGUGGCCACAGGACGCUGGACCUAAACCCAGUAUUCUGGUUAGCUGGGCAAUAUACGUCGGUGCAAACACGAUGCUUAACCCUCGGCUCAACUCCGACGCGCAACUUCGCCUCUAUUUUCAACAUAGCUUUGCUUUCCUCAUCACAACUGCUUCGCAAGCAGUUCGUAAUGUAAUCAUCCCCGAAAUACCCCAUAUACCCAGCGCAAUUGAAUCGCAACAACCAAUCAAGCGCACUCCCGAAAAGACCUUGCCAAAGAACCCUUCAUCUUCUUCUCCGAGCACUCCAAUACGUGCUGGCCGCUACAACGAUGUCCUCAAUACCACACAAUUGCCCAUCAUGCUACCCCCCCUCCGUUUCACAUUUGAUACCUCAAUCAAGCUAGCUCCCGCACUCGCCUCUCCAAAAACUUUCGAAUCUCGUUUGGGUGCAUUUGCAUGUCUUAUACGCAAGAUUCCGCCUCCAGAGAGUGUAUUUCCUUUGUCGCCACUUGGUUCCCAGCCAUCACUCGCUUCCAUAGCGGCACCCUUUGCUUCCACCCUGCCAGUUAAUUUCAAGUCAACAAGAACUCGCUCUCGCUCGCGUCCCCGUCCCCGUACUACCAAGCCGUCUUUUGGCCGCCCACGACACCUUUCUCCGCCCAGCCGUUUGCCUCUUGGACGAAGUCACUGGAUUGAUUUUCGUAGACCAAACUCGUUGGUACGGUCAUGGCCUCCCCGGAAUCAGCCAAUCAAAGCAACGCCGCCUGCCAAGCGUCAACGUGUUUUAGAGCCAGCGCCGCCAUCCCGUCCUGCAACAACAACGGAGACUGCAGAAGCGGCCGUGCUGCCUCAGCCGUGCAAGCAAGGAGAGCUCACUGGUGCAAGUACGAUUCCUGCUGCAUUCGAUUCUCGUGUCGUGUCUGGAGAAAGUGGGUUGAACUUCGACUAUGUCCAUCAAACGAGUGCGGCUGCGAAACGGUCUUGGAUCGAAGCCAUGCUUGCAUCGUGA
Mycena indigotica is the source of this 1314-nucleotide messenger RNA. RefSeq lists its product as uncharacterized. The coding region runs from base 1 to 1314 and encodes 437 amino acids. NCBI's taxonomy places the organism in Eukaryota, Fungi, Basidiomycota, Agaricomycetes, Agaricales, Mycenaceae. The record is from RefSeq and is a predicted model, not a curated record. The transcript is spliced from 5 exons.